Messenger RNA from Cicer arietinum (chickpea), 1198 nucleotides. Its product is annotated as nicotianamine synthase-like. Gene Ontology annotation, biological process: nicotianamine biosynthetic process. Lineage: Eukaryota; Viridiplantae; Streptophyta; Magnoliopsida; Fabales; Fabaceae. The record is from RefSeq and is a predicted model, not a curated record. Gene Ontology annotation, molecular function: nicotianamine synthase activity.
UUGUGACUUGUGAGUUGUGGUGUGUAUAAGUAACGUGUUUUUUCUCUUAUUCUUUGAUCAACAACCUCAUAGUGUCAACAUGGUUUGCAAGGAAGAUAUAUUAAUCGAACAAGUAUGCGACCUUUACAAUCAAAUCUCAAACCUUGACACACUCAAACCUUGCAAAAUUGUCAACACACUUUUCACCAAACUUGUCCUCACAUGCAUGUCACCAAUCCCCAACAUAGAUGUCACAAAACUAGCCACAAAUGUUCAAGAAAUUAGAUCCAAACUCAUAAUCCUAUGUGGUGAAGCUGAAGGCCAUUUAGAAAGCCACUACUCAACCAUCUUAGCUUCACACAAUAACCCUCUCAAUCAUCUCAACAUUUUUCCUUAUUACACAAACUACCUCAAACUUAGUCUCCUUGAAUUCAAUAUCCUUAACCAACACAUAACUAAUAAUGUUCCUAAAAACGUUGCCUUUAUUGGCUCUGGUCCACUUCCACUCACUUCAAUUGUAUUAGCCACUAAUUACUUACCAAGCACAAUUUUUCACAACUAUGAUAUUGACCCUUUAGCCAAUUCCAAAGCUUCUUGUUUAAUUUCAUCUAAUCCUGAUUUAUCAAACCGUAUGUUGUUUCACACCAAUGAUAUAUUGAAUGUGACGAACGAUCUGAAAGAAUUUGAAGUUGUUUAUUUAGCAGCGCUUGUCGGAAUGAACAAUGAAGAAAAGAAUAAAAUCAUUGAUCAUUUGGGUAAGUAUAUGGCACAUGGAGCACUUUUGAUGCUGCGGAGUGCUCACGGGGCUCGUGCUUUUCUGUAUCCAGUUGUUGAUACUAGUGAUCUUCGUGGCUUUGAAGUGCUCUCUAUUUUUCAUCCAACGGAUGAGGUUAUUAAUUCGGUUCUCAUAGCAAGGAAGUAUAAUCCAAUCGUUUUGUUACCAAAUAAGUGUUGUGGUGAUGAGAUUCAAGUCUUCAAACCACUGAAUAAUAUGAUUGAGGAAUUGGUCAUUGAAGAAUGAAGAGAAGAUAUAAAUAUAGUUUAAUAAAAUUAUCUUCCUUAAUUUAAGACUAUAUAGUACAUGGCUAUUGUGUCUUUAGCAAUCUAUUUAAUAUUUCUAUUUAUGUCCAACGUUUGAACUAUCUAGCAUCUAUAAGUCUUUGGUGUUGUUGUUGUUUUUCUUAUUCCUAGUAUUUAAUAAAUAAAAGAGGAAUUAAAU